AUGGAUACAUCAUCAACGACGAUGAAAACCAGUACUAAAAACAACUUAACAUCUACCAGUAAUAUGGAACAUGUAGCUGCAUUCGAUUUAAUCUCGGUCGAAGGAUACCGUAUGGAUGGUCGAAAAUCGGAUGAAUUACGACAAUUUCGUUGUUUAUUCAAUACAAUGUCCGAUGCUGAUGGUUCAUGUUAUUUAGAACAUGGUAACUGUAAAUUAUUGGCAAUGAUUUAUGGACCGUACGAAGGUCGAUCGAAUCAAGAACAAGCCGUUAUUACAUGUGAUUUUUCGAUGACACAAUAUUGUGUUAGUGAACGACGUUUGAAAACGUAUGGUGAUUUAAAAAGUCAAAAAAUUCAAAUGUCCAUACAACGUGUAUUUCAACAAGCAAUUCUCACCGAAACAUAUCCAAAAUCACAAAUUGAUAUUUAUUUGAAGAUAUUACAAUCAGAUGGAAAUGAUUAUUGUCCGUGUGUAAAUGCUACAACAUUGGCACUGAUUAAUGCCGGUAUACCACUCAAAGAUUUUGUUUGUUCAUCAACUGUUGGUAAUAUACAAGGAAAAUAUAUUGUUGAUUUAAAUCAGCAAGAAGAACAGCAGCAAACACCAAAAUUAACAUUGACAAUAAUGCCACAACGAAAUGAAAUUGUGUCGCUUAGUUGUGAAUCACGUGUUCACGCAAUCACCUACAAUGAUAUGUUAGAUUCAGCAACAAAUGCUUGUCAACAGUUAUUUAGUUCGAUGAAACAAGCGGUUAUUGAACAGCUUAAAACUAGUCUUAAUUUGCUUCAUGAUAAUUGA
This is a messenger RNA of Didymodactylos carnosus, 798 nucleotides long. The record is from the annotation of a GenBank genome assembly. NCBI's taxonomy places the organism in Eukaryota, Metazoa, Rotifera, Eurotatoria, Philodinida, Philodinidae.